AUGGCCAGAGACAGGCUCAAUGAACUGCAAGGCCCCCGGUCUCGCACUCCGAAUGACUAUGAAAUGAAGAACCAGUAUGCUAGGCCUGCUGGAGGGGCCGCUUCUGAUGACACUGACUUUUUGCAACAGGUCGACAAUACUCAACAACUCAUUGAUCGCAUUAAAUCAAACAUAUCCGCAAUCGACCAGCUGCACUCUCGAUCAUUGGUUGCUUUAUCAAACGACGACACCACAAAGAACAAUCGCAUGGUAGACGCCCUCCAAGAAGAGACAAACAGGCUCUUACAGCAAGCUCGUGGAAAUGUGAAAGCUAUGGCUGCCGCUACAAAGCGAAUGAAGGGUUCGGAAGGAAAUGUUCGUCGUGCUCAGCAGUCUCAACUCGCCAAAAAGUUGAUGAAUGCUGUACAAGAGUAUCAGGGAGUGCAGGAAAGCUUUAAGAAGAAGUGGAAGCAAAGAAUGGAACGUGAAUACAGGAUCGCUCGACCAACUGCUACUGCUGCUGAAGUCGAAAACGCGAUUGAAACCGCGGAUGGUCCAAUAUUCUCCCAACAAAUCCUCACUACCCGUAUUGGUGAACAACGCCGUGCUCUAGAAGAAGUACAAAACCGACAUGUCGAACUACAAAAAAUUGAACAGAGUAUUGAACAACUCUUCAAUCUCUUCCAAGACAUGCAACUGCUACUAGAUACGCAACAAGAACAAAUCACCCAGAUUGAUCAACACGUCGACAACACAGUCGCCUAUGUUGAAGAUGGUGGAAAGGAAAUGCAAAAGGCUGUUGUACAUCGUCGUAAUACUCGAAACAGGAUGUGGUGCUUGUGUGUGGCUGUUAUUAUUCUCAUCAUUGUCAUUGCAUUCCUAAUUUGGUGGUUUGGUUUCAAUCACGCCGGAGUUACUUUUGGGUCUAAAUGA
Messenger RNA from Synchytrium microbalum, 912 nucleotides. RefSeq lists its product as uncharacterized. The record is from RefSeq and is a predicted model, not a curated record. NCBI's taxonomy places the organism in Eukaryota, Fungi, Chytridiomycota, Chytridiomycetes, Synchytriales, Synchytriaceae. Gene Ontology annotation, cellular component: SNARE complex; endomembrane system; plasma membrane. Gene Ontology annotation, molecular function: SNARE binding; SNAP receptor activity. The transcript has 6 exons. Gene Ontology annotation, biological process: vesicle fusion; exocytosis; intracellular protein transport. The coding region runs from base 1 to 912 and encodes 303 amino acids.